CCCUGAGGAGGGUGUUUGUCUUUAAAGCUGACGCUCCCCGUCCCCCUCCCCGCAGGAAAGGCUGAGGGCGCUGCCGGCGCUGAAGUCCUUGUUGGGGUCCCCGCCCCGGAGCCUCUCUCAGCGGUCCUUUUGACUGAAGUUGAGGUGAUUGAGACGCUGAGCUGACUUCUUUGAAGGCACAUUCUGUGACUCCUCAACAUAUCCUCGCCUGAGACAACACCCCAGACCCUGAUCAGGACCAGGACCAGGACCAAAUGGCUGCUUCUCAGGGGCUGUUGACAUUCAGGGAUGUGGCCAUAGAUUUCUCUCAGGAGGAGUGGGAAUGCCUGGACCCAGCUCAGCGUAAAUUGUACCUGGAUGUGAUGUCGGAGAACUACAGCAACCUGAUCUCUGUGGCUAUCUUAUCUGAAGACAACCAGGCCAUUCUGCAAAAGCCAAAAAUAAGAGAUUUAUUCCCUAAAAUAAUACUGCAGAAUGCAUGCAAUGAAGACAGAAGUUAUCAAUGCAAGGAGCAUGGGAAAAAUUUUACCCAAGGGUCGAAUUCUAAUAUACAUCAGAAAAUUCAGCUUCUAGAGAACCAUUAUCAAGGUGGAAAAGUCUUUGACCAAUUGUCAAAUCAAACUAUACUUCAGUUUAUUCCUAUUGUGGCAAAAACAAACAAACGAAGAAAAUGUGACAAACUUUUGAAACAAUCUACACAUCAUACUGAACGAGAUUACAUGCAUACUGGAGAGAAAGCUUGCAAAUUUAAUUCCUGUGCGAGAAUCUUCGGUCAGAUACUCAAUAUAAAUAAACUUAAGAAAAUUCGUACUGGAGAAAAACAUUACAAAUGUAAAGAAUGUGGUAAAACAUUUAAUUUUCUUUCAAAUAUUCGUAAACAUGAGAGAAUUCAUACUGGAGAGAAGCCUUAUAAAUGUAGAGAAUGUGGCAAAGCCUUCAGUGUUGCCUCAAACCUUAAUCAACAUCAGAAACUUCAUAGUGGAGAGAAGCCUUAUAAAUGUACAGAAUGUGGCAAAGCCUUUAUCUAUUCCUCCUCCCUUAAUAAACAUCAGACAGUUCAUACUGGAGAGAAGUCCUAUAAAUGUAGAGAAUGUGGCAAAGCCUUUAGCAGAUCCUCAUACCUUACUUAUCAUGAGAGAGUUCAUACUGGAGAGAAGCCUUAUGAAUGUGGGGAAUGUGGCAAAGCCUUCAGUAUCUCCUCAAACCUUAAUCAACAUCUGAAACUUCAUACUGGAGAGAAGCCCUAUAAAUGUAGAGAAUGUGGCAGAGCCUUUACCAGAUCCUCACUCCUUACUUAUCAUCAGAGAUUGCAUACUGGAGAGACGCCCUAUAAAUGUAGAGAAUGUGGCAAAGCCUUCGGUGUGGCAUCUACACUUACUUUUCAUCAGAGAGUUCACACUGGAGAGAAGCCUUAUAAAUGUAGAGAAUGUGGCAAAGCCUUCAGCGUCCCCUCACACCUUAAUCGACAUCAGAAACGUCAUACUGGAGAGAAGCCUUAUAAAUGUAGUGAAUGUGGCAAAGCCUUCAGUGACUCCUCAAACCUUAUUCGACAUCAGAAACGUCAUACUGGAGAGAAGCCUUAUAAAAGUGGAAAAUUCAGUAGGUCCUCAAGGUGUAGUAUUCAUCAGAGUAGUCACACUGGAAAGAAGCCUUAUAAAUGUAGUGAAUGUGACAAAGUCUUCUGUGACUCUUCAGACCUUAAGCAACAUAAGGAACUUCAUACUGGAGAGAAGCCUUUUACAUGUAGAGAAUGUGGCAAAGCCUUUGCCAGACCCUCAGGCCUUACUUACCAUCAGAGACUUCAUACUGGAGAGUAGCCUUAUGAAUGUAGAGAGUGUGGCAAAGCCUUUAGUCAGUUCUCAAACCUUAGUAAGCAUCAGAGUUCAUACUAGAUAGAAGCCUUAUACAUGUAGAGAAUGUGGCAAAGCCUUCAGUGGGGCAACAAAUCACUUAUCAUCAGAGAGUUCGAGAAGCCUUACAAAUGUAGAGAAUGAGGCAAAGCCUUUAACCAGUGUUCUUGCCCUAUUGUACAACAAAGAGUACAUACUUGAGACAAGCCUCACAGUUUUAAGCAGUGCCAUUAGUUCUUUACCAGCAGUGAGAACUUGCUCAGGGCCAAAGAAUUCAUACAGGUAUGAGGCCUUAUGAAAGGGAAAAAUGUGGAAAAGCCUUUAAAGAUAUUCGUGAUUUACUGUACAUGAGAGACUUCAUAGUGGAGUGAAACCUUAACAGAUGUAAGGAGUGUGGCAAAUCCUUUCCUGGACAGUGUGAUCUUAUUAAACAUCAGAUAAUUCAUUAUGAAGAGAAGCCUUACAAAUGUGAAGACGCAGGCACAUUUUUUAAUGACCAUGGUGUCUUUCUCAACACAAUGCAAUUCGUACUGGAGAGAAGAACUAUAUAUUGAGUUAGUCAAAGCUUUUAAUCAGGAGUGUUGUCUCACUCAACAAAAAAAUAUAAUGGAGUGAAACAUUACCAAAGGAGAAUGUGGCAAAGCUUUUAACCUGUACUCAAACUUCCUAUUAAUUGGAGGGAAUCAUUCUAAAUAGAAACAGUAAAAAUAUAAAGAAUCUUCCCAAAGAUUUAACCAUUGUACUAAUUUCAUUGAGAAUGAUCAAAUUGAGCUUUAUAAAUUGUAACACAUGUGCCAAAGUGUAUAUUCUCAUUUAUAUGUUAUUCAACAUCUGAUAAUUAUUGCUAGAGUGAAGCCCAGCAAAUAUAAAGAAUGUGGCAAAGUUUCACUCGGUACAUGAACCGUAUUUGACAUCCGAAUUCAUACUCAGGAGAAACAAUGAAAAUGUAAACAGUGUCCAAAAGCCUUUAUUCCACAUUCAUAAUUUAUUCCUCACAUUGAAAUUCCUAGCAGAGGGAAACCCUAAAACCAAAGAAUGUGGGAAAUCCUGUAGCUGGACCUGCAGUCUCAGUCAAUAUGAAGGAUUGCAAUUUGGACUUAAUUCUAUGUUUAUGAUAUAGGAGGAAAGGCUUUUCAAAAAAAAAAUAUGCUUCUCAAAAUCCUAAAAAUUUUUCAAAGUAUAUAUUUGAAAUUAAGUUUUAAAGUAUCAGAAUUGACACUAAAUGAAGAGUCAAUACUUCUCAAGUAUUACUCUAAAUCAGAAUACUUAUGGAGAAUAAUCCAAUGUUUUAAUGGACAUAAGUGAUUUUUAGUAUGCUUGAAUAUAUUAAAAACAAUGUUUUCUUAAGUAUAAUUGCUUACAGUGUUGUCUAUUUUUUAUUGACAUUAUUUGAGACAUAUUGAAAAGGCAAUAUUAAUGUGAUUCUGCUCCCAUAUCACUGAUGCUACCAUGUUUUAUUCCUGGUGUAUGUGUUAAAUCAUGGGGUUGGUACUUCCUUAAAGACCUGUCAGCACUUGUAUGUUACAGAGGUUUCACUGACAUACUUUUCCAUGGAAUAGUGCAUAUAUUGUAAGGCACACUGUUUUAAGACCAUCUCACUGGAGAUUGUGGUUGACUUAGAAUUUUGUUUUAUGUCAUCACGAAACGGCAUUAUAAAUUUCAACUAAAUU
Myotis lucifugus (little brown bat) is the source of this 3520-nucleotide messenger RNA. Its product is annotated as zinc finger protein OZF-like. The transcript has 5 exons. Gene Ontology annotation, biological process: regulation of immune system process; negative regulation of transcription by RNA polymerase II; regulation of cytokine production. Bases 255 to 1817 code for a protein of 520 amino acids. Lineage: Eukaryota; Metazoa; Chordata; Mammalia; Chiroptera; Vespertilionidae. The record is from RefSeq and is a predicted model, not a curated record.